Chiroxiphia lanceolata (lance-tailed manakin) is the source of this 6847-nucleotide messenger RNA. It is a transcript of the gene CCP110, whose product is annotated as centriolar coiled-coil protein 110. The record is from RefSeq and is a predicted model, not a curated record. The coding region runs from base 1465 to 4488 and encodes 1007 amino acids. Gene Ontology annotation, cellular component: centriole. The transcript is spliced from 18 exons. Lineage: Eukaryota; Metazoa; Chordata; Aves; Passeriformes; Pipridae. Gene Ontology annotation, biological process: centriole replication; regulation of cytokinesis; centrosome duplication.
GCUGGGAAACGUGCGGUGUUUCCGAUAAAAGGGGGGGUGAGGUGAUGGGGCGGGGUGUGUGUUGGUAAAUGGCGGUAAUGGGAGGGAAGUUCUGCUGUCCAGAGAGUCGCACAGCAGCUGUGUGUCUGGGGAGCGGUGAGGGCUUUCGCAGCUAUGCUAGCUUAUUAGAAACGUAGCAUCAAUUGUGUUUAUUUUUCACUUAAUUGCUGUGAUUUUGUAUGUAUUGUAUAUCUUAUAAAGCUGGCUGCCCACUCGUGCCUGCCCACAGGCCAGAGCCAGGGCUCAGAGCCCGGGAGCCACUGGAGGAGGAGGCAGUGGCCUCCUGCCGGGACAGAGGCUGGACAGGGAAGGUCACCUUUACCACCUGACACAAGGGUAAACAGCUGGAAAGAAUCCGCAGGGAAGAGCAACAAGGCAGGAAAACAGUGAAGUGAAGGCUCUAGAAACUGGGUUUCUGCAGUCUAGACACAGAAUAGCAAAGCUGAGGAAAUAGCUUGUAUUAGAUUUGUAUUAACAUAAAUGAGGACUUUGACUCUUUUUCCUGGUGUGCAUAUCUGUGGGAGAGAAUGAGAAAAAACUGACUUUGUAGCGAGAAACUCUUACAGACCAGAGGCGGAACAGGCACCAGGCAAUCUUCUAAACUGGACUUAAUUUUUUUUAAUACCUGAGGUGAAUAUUUGUCACAUACUGUCCUAGCUGGUUCUGAGCAUCUCAGAUAUUCUCUUCAUGGUUUUCUGCUUCUGCCAGGUGUAGCUGAAGAAAAAUCAGAGAGAUAAAUGCAUAUGCAUAACAAAUAAUGGAGUGUCUAAUUAGAUGUCAUACAUAUUUAAAAAAUCUUUUGAUAAACAACAGCAUUCGUUAAGAUUAAAGAUGAAGAUUUAAAAAAAGAAACCCUCAACAAUCAUUAACAUAUUGAAGAGGUAACAGACGACAAAGUUGUUUUUUGAAACGAGAAUGACAGCUUUAACAGCUCUAAAUACUCACUGGAAAUUUGACGUUUCCAUAAAUUUAAAUUUAUUUUGCUUGGACUAAGUGCUGGCGAACAAGUGUGGAUUUUCCUUCCACCUGACCUGCCUGUUGGCGUGUUCCAUGAAACUGAUACCUGUGGCGGCACAUUUGUUGUCCUGACUAUAGAAGGACUGCACUAUACAAGGGCUGCACAGCUGUGUGAUAUUUAAUGUGAUAAAGCAGAACGGACUUCACCUGCGCUAACAGGGGAACUUGUCUGGGAGAGCUACGAGUGGAAAUGGUUGGAAAUCAGAGCAGCAGGAUGGCGCUCCAUCCCCUCUCAUCCCUGUGAGCAGGGGCUGCCUUUGCUGGGCGCUCGCCUAACCACGGCAGAGCUGCCCCGCGGGCUCUGGUGUGUGAAGGGCUCUGUUUUGUGAAGGGCUCUGCAGACGGCGACAGGCCGAGCCGAGAGGAUCUGUCCGAUUGUUGUGGAAGAUCUCAAAGGUUUAGUCUUUGAUGGAAAUUGAGAUUAUCUAUAGCGGCUUAGUUAACAUGAAGAUGGAGGACUAUGAAAUAUUCUGUAAGAAGCAUCUUUCCAGAAUCCAAGAAGAGGCAAUACAAGGAGAAACUUCUUUUACUGUUCAGCACAAAAAUAUCUCCCUCAUUCAUUUCUAUGGAGUCCCUGUUCUUUCUCCUCUGCUUAGCCUUGAAAAGAAAAAGGAAAUACAGCAAUAUAAGGAGAAAGCAUUGGACCUGGAGACCAGGAAACGGAACUGCCGGAACAGAGCUUUGCUGAAUCGCGUUCAGGAGAUUGUAGAAAAUGUCCAGAUGAAGAAGGGACUUAACAUGAGUGAUGUGAACGCACAGGAGGCUGAGAAUUCUUGCCCUGACUCAGAUUCAAAAGCUUUGACUGACUUCACAGCUCUAUCAGAUGUCAGUGUGGCAUGUUCUCCCGAAAGACACCGUUCCACGGACCUGGAAAAGACACCAGAACUUGCACCAUCAGGUACUGCAGGGCAGAGGACAUCACAUGUGACAGAAGUAGUUAAAGCAACAGAAGAAAACAUUUCUUCAAAGCAAAGUGAGAGUCGCUUCUUGAAAGAUGUCCCUUGUCCAAGGGCUGCCUCUCCUGACAAACUGUGCCACAAGCUCACGUCACACACUCUGCAAAAGCAAGAGGGACGAGCGGGGUCGCCGUCAGAUGAGGAUGUCCAAGAUCCAUGUGUAAUGAGUCUUCAGAACCUGAUAAAGAAAUCCAGGGAGUACAUAGAGAGAGAGCAAAGCAAGCGUGCCUCAAAAGGCAGUUCAAAGAGGAGCACGAGUGAAAGUCAUUCAGAUAAAGAAAAUGACAGUGUUAAAACCACCGACUCUGCGAAGGAAAGAGCAAAGCUUACAGGCAGGAGUUGCACUGCUCAGACACUUGAUAAACCCAGUCUUAAUAAAUCAAAUACCCUUCUCCAAGGUGCCUCUACGCAGACAAAUAACACAAGUAUGUCCUCUUUAUCCAGUUUUUCUAAAGUGGACAUACCUACGAGAGUUGGAACGCCCCCUGUGGUGGAUUCAGAUUCAGACGAAGAAUUUAAAAAGAAUUCUGUGUUUGAACGUGACAGUAGCAUUGUCAGGAGCCUCACAGGCUCCUAUGCCAAAUUGCCAAGCCCAGAGCCAAGCAUGAGCCCUAAAAUGCACCGACGGCGCCCGAGACCUUUAUCAAUGGGACACAUCAUUAUAAAUAACCCUGUGAAUGCCUACGAGUUAAGUCCUAAAGGCAAGGGUAGAGCCAUGGAUUUAAUCAUGCAAGAUAUUGCAGAUAAAAAUAAUGUGUCCGAAUCAGUGCCAAAGUUCAUGGUGGACUUCAAUAUGGUUUGCCCUGGCAGAGUUCCUGGUGUCAACAGGAAUUCUUCGGGCCCUUGUGAUGGGUUGGGGGUUGGCAAACCGAAUCGCCAUUCCUUUGGGCUCUGGGAAAGCAAAGGAAUGGUGUCGGCUACCGUGGAAGGACAGGUGGUGUUGGACAGCAGAGGGCCAUAUAGAGUAGAGACCAGUACUAAUAUCAUAGCUCCAAAACUGACUGAGCCGUGUGCCGUCAGCCAGUCUGCAGUAACACAGAAGAUCCCAGCUGGGAAUGAAGUGAAAGCGCCUGUUUUGCCAGAAAACACCAAAUCUAAUUCCGCGGUGGAACUCAAUAAAUCUUACGAUGUCGAAAACCCGUCUCCGCUGCUAAUGCAGAGCAAGAAUGUGCAACAGCAGGUGGAUACUCCAAAUGUUUCCCCGGCACAUGAGCAGGUUCCAGAAAAUUUUGAAAAGGUAAAACGUAGACUUGAUCUGGACGCCAACAACUGCCAAACAGAAACCAGUUCCUGUGUUCUGAGAGUUGGAAUGGAAGAACCAGAGAAGCAGUGGUUGCAAGAACAGAAAUAUCCCAUGGAAUCAGUUUACAUUACCCCUGAAAGUAUGGCAAAAGAAGAUAUUUUGAAAACUAAAAUGUUGGCCUUUGAAGAAAUGAGAAAGAGACUUGAAGAACAGCAUGCACAACAACUGUCCAUUCUGAUAGCUGAACAAGAGAGAGAACAGGAGAAAUUGCAGAAGGAACUGGAAGAGCAGGAGAGAAAGUUAAAAGGAAAGAAGGUUACUACAACGGAAAUAGAGAUUUCCAAAGUGAAUAUUAACAGUAGGAUGGAGUUGGAGUGGAGGAAAAAAAGUGAAAGUGGCUUGCUGGAAAGUGUGCAGUCUCAGCUGGAGACAGUCCAUAACACAGACUCCACCAGCAUUGGUUUUGCUCAUACAACACCCAACACCUUUUCUUCGACAAGUGAAACUUCAUUUUUUCUCUGGGGACCAUCAGGUAGUGGAGUCAUAAAAACCUCAGUAUCCAGGCCAACUAAUAGAAUCAAAACUAGGUGGUCUCAGGUUCUCAGUCCAGAGAUACAAAUGAAGUUUGAUAAGAUCACUGCUGUGGCAAAGGGAUUUCUCACUCGUAGACUCCUGCAGACAGAAAAACUGAAACAUCUUAAGCAAACUGUAAAAGAUACUGUGGAGUUCAUAAAAAAUUUUCAGUCUGAAGCCCCAUUAAAAAGGGGAAGUGUGUCAGCACAAGAUGCAUCCCUUCAUGAAAGAGUAAUGGCUCAGCUGCGAGCUGCUCUGUAUGACAUCCAUGACAUCUUUUUUACAAUGGAUGCAUCAGAAAGGAUGAAUAUUCUGCGUCACGAUCGUGAAGUUCGGAAAGAGAAGAUGCUCAGGCAAAUGGAUAAAGUAAAGAGCCCAAGAGAGCGAGUGACACUUUCAACAGCUACACAGAAAUCUCUGGACAGGAAGAAGUACAUGAAGGCUUCAGAAAUGGGAAUACCAAGUAAAAAAAUAAUCAUAAAACAAAAAACUCCUGAAAGCCGCAUACUUCAACCAAACCAAGGACAGAAUGCCCCAGUUCAUAGACUGCUUUGCAGACAAGGAACCUUUAAGACCUCAGUGAAUGGGGUUGAGCAAAAUAGAAAGAAGGCCUCAGAGAGCAGAGUGUCUAACAAGGCCCUUUCAGAUACUACUUCGUGAAGUCAAGAGAAGUGGCUACAGAAGGAUGUAUAGUAAGGCAGAGCAUAUGCAGGAAGAACCCAAAGAAAGAAGCCAAAUGUUGUGACAAUUUAAGAAGACAGCACUCACUGGGAUAAACUGACUGUUUUUUACUGAUGGCAUUCUCAGCACUGAUUUUAAAUAUUGCAUCUUCUUUACGUAUAUGUAUAUUUAGAAAUUAUAAACCUACUUUGUCAUUUUCAGAUGACACAUUAAUACAAUCAUAUUGAAGUAAUAAAGGACUUUGAAGUUCUAAUACUUGUGGAAAAAUUGCAUGUUAGAACUUAUUAUAUGUUAAUACUAGUGUGUACACAUUCAUAGUCUUGUUUAUUUAAAGAUGACCACAGGGCAGCAUGAAGGUAAUUUGUGACUUUUUCACACUUUCUAAUUCUUGUGUCUGAUAUAUGCUUUUUGCAUUGCUUAAAAUUGCAAUUUCUGUGUAUGAUUGCUACCACAAGUAAGUCAUAGGUAUAUAUUUAGUUUUGUACCAUAAAGUUAAAACAGCUAAAUGGGAAAAAAACCUCCAAACUUAAAAGUGAACUCUCACAUCAGUGAAUUUGUCACCAGCCAUUUUGAAUGUACUUUCUGUAUGAAUGAGAUUUACUUCAAUUGCAGUACUAAUGACCUAAAAUGUUUGCAUUUCUGCUAAGCCAGAGAGACAUGGAUCCAGAUUCAGUGCUGGGCAGAUGGACCUACUUUCAUUGACUAAACCAAAACUGUGCAUUUAUACUUGUGAUAGAUCAAAUCACCACCACCAAGAGUCCUGGGAUUUUUUUACCCUGAUGUCUACUGCAUUUUCUUAUGGAAACAACAUUUGGCCACGAUGGAGACAUGUAUGUAUGUUCUACAAAAACUCAAGAAGGCAAGACUUUAAUUGUUUUACUGUUUCAGACUGAAAUAGUAAUUUCAGUCCAUAAUAGUAAUUUGGAUAUGUUACAUUUCAUUGAUGACAGUUGCAAUUUUUCCUAAGCAAUUUCUCUUCUACCGUGAUCUAACAGGCCCUUGUGCUGAAUUCAUGAUUUGGGGGAAUGGGGAAUCCCUACCAAAUCUUAACGAAAUCUUUCAUAUUUAUGAAUAUCUAACGUUAAAUGAUCAUGCUCAUGUUUUACCUUGGUCUUCAAACUGAUUGGUAUUAUCCAUCAACUUGAGGGGAGCAUAAUUCUAUACCUGCUUUUAAUGAACUUGAGACAUGAGGUUGAUAGUUUUAGAGAGAAAAGCUCUGCUUGUGUAACCUCAGUAGUAGAGAACUGAGUGCCGGAAUGUGAAAUAGGUUAUAUUUUGUUAUUUCCCAGUGUUGAUAUAACAUACUAACUUUGGAGGCUUUGUAACGUGUUGACAUGGAUAUAAGAGAAAAAAGACUGAAAAUUUCAUUGUAUUAAAUAGUCAACAUGAAAGAGGAACAUGGUGAGCAUGGUGAGACGAGGAUGGUAUCUUCAUGGGUAGUGAUGAGUGGUUCGCUUGCUUGUGGCACCAGUUAUAGCUUUUAUCUGCCACCAAGUCUGUCCUCUGCAGAUAGUGACAUUGUUCAAAACAGGUGUGUUAUACUAUGCAGUAAGUUACCCAAAUUGUGUACUUGGAAAAUGGCAAAAAUGCUGCCCAAGCACUUUGAAGAAUGACACUGCUCAGUGACUCUCUGCUGUGGUGUUUAUUUGAAAGCCUGGAGCAGGAGGCUCCCCUAAUGGUGUAAAUUUUAAGUUUUCACCAGUGUAGGACCUGCCUCCUUUUUUCAAAUGCUGUGGUGCUUUAAAAUCUCAGUUGUAGUACAGAAAAUGCCCAAGGCAAGCUUCCUGCUCACCCAGUGGGCAUCACAGCCCUGUUUUGGUUCUCAGCUUUCCUUAGGAGUGAAAUACAUUGCAACAGGGGAAAAAUUAACAAUGGUAAGAGUAACCUGUGUCAUAGGAGACAAAAGGUGCUGUUGAUAUAGGAUUGAUGUUUUUAAAGAAUGUUUUAUGUGGUGUAUUUAUUAUUAGCAGAGGCACUAUGUUAAUGCACAAAUAGGUUUAGUGUGUUAGUAGAAAGGAAUGUUUGCUUUCUGCUUGGGUUUCACAUCUAAACUUCUUUGUCUUUAAGCAUGCUUCCACUGUAUUAAAGCACUGUAGCACAAGGUGGUUUUUUUUUUUUUGGUUCUUUUAACUUUCAUGAGGCCUUUCUCUUGGCAAGUGCCAGACUUUGGUUUUGUACCUGAUGUUUUGUAUUUAUACAUAUUUAUCUUUUUAUUUUGUGUGAAAUUGUGAUACCAUUACAAAAGUCUAUUUAUUUUUAUACUUUUAUUUCGUUUUUCACCAGUCUUUCUUUUUACUUAAAGCAUUCUGCACAAUAAACUUUGAAUCUUUAACAAGAA